AUGUUUGCCUUCACGUCUCUUGGUGGUAAGGUUUUGGAUUCAGUGAAUGAUGGGAGUGGUCCACCGCAAUUUAUAAUAACUGGUCAAAAUUAUCAUCGGAUUGGAAGUUUGCUCCCGGAUCCUGGUCAGAAGCCUAAAUUUGCACAAUUAUAUAUAUAUGACACUCAGCAUGAGAUAAUGCAUAGGCAGAGAAUCUUUCGGCAAACAUCUGAGAUAGAUAAAGAAUUGAUAACUGAGUUAUUACAAAUGAUCGAUACUCAUAAUGUCAUAGCACAGUCAUUUCGAAGAGUCAGAGAAUUCUAUCAGUGUCAUCCAUCCGAGAUCUUCUCUUUGAAGUUGUAUUCGCAUAGGAAAGUUGAUCGAAGAACUUACAAUACUCCCUCUUGUGAUGAAGUUGCUGCUCUGAUUGUUGGAGAUUUUGAUUCGUCGGAUCAUGGUUGUGACAUUAUUGUUCGAUCUACUGCUGGUAUGUAUACUAUUGAGUUUCAAAAAAGAGGUCUACCACAUGCACACAUGUUACUAUGGCUUAACGAGGAAAGCAACUUACAAAGUGUUGAAAUUGUUGAUGAAUUCAUAUGUGCCGAGCUACCCAAUCCCCUCAAAUUUCCAGCUCUUUAUAAUGUCGUCACCAAGUACAUGAUCCAUGGUCCCUAUGGUCGACUUAGACCGAGUUCUCCUUGCAUGAAAGAUGGUAAGUGCUCAAAAUUUUAUCCGAAAAGAUUCGUUGAUCAAACGAGCUUUGAUGAAGAUGGCUAUCCGAUAUAUAGACGUCGUAAUAUGGGUGUGACAGUGAAGAUCAACAACGUUGAUAUUGACAACAGAUUUGUUGUGCCUUAUAAUCCACAGCUGUUAAUGAAAUAUCAAGCUCACAUAAAUCUUGAGUUUUAUAACAAGUCAAACAUCAACAAGUAUCUUUUUAAGUAUAUCAAUAAGGGUCCGGAUCGGGUGACUGCAACUGUUAGAGAAACAUAUCAUGUUGGUGAAUCUUCUCAGGUGGUUGAUGAGAUCAAACAGUAUUACGAUUGUCGUUAUUCAUCACCGUCUGAAUCCAUGUGGAGAAUUUUUGCUUAUGAUAUUCAUCAUAGAUGGCCGUCAGUACAGAGGUUGACUUUUCAGUUGCCGAACCAGCAGCAUGUUGUAUUCGAUGAUGCUGAUAUCACUACUCAUAUUUAUUUGCGCAACAAAGAUUUGCUAACGAUGUUUACGGGUUGGAUGAUGGCCAACAGGCGAUUUUCGGAUGGGCGGUCUUUAACAUAUGUUGAAUAUCCAGGAAAAUUUGUCUAUUGUUCGAACAGUAGGGAGUGGAAGCCGAGACAGAGGGGAUUCUCAAUUGGAAGAUUGAGUUUUGCUCAUCCCUCAUCUGGUGAACUUUUCUAUAUGCGGAUGCUUUUGAAUGUGCAGAGAGGUUGUACCAGUUUUCGAAGUAUAAGAACCGUGAAUGGUGUUACUUAUGAUACAUUUCAGGAGGCAUGUUCUGCCAUGGGAUUCUUGAUAGAUGAUAAGGAGUAUGUUUCUACUAUUAAGGAAGUCGCCGAGGUAGCGUCCGCUACACAGCUAAGGAAGCCUUUUGUGAUGUUGUUACUAUCUGGUUCCAUGGGAAGGCCUCUGUCAGUUUGGGAACAAACUUGGGCUUAUUUGUCUGAUGAUAUUCUUUAUCGCAGAAGGCAUGAGCUGCAAUAUCCUGAUCUAACGAUGAGUCAGGAUGAGUUGCAAACAUUUUUUUUGUUGGAGAUUGAGAAACUAUUGCAGAGUAAUGGAAAAUCAUUGAGAAAUUAUGCUGACAUGCCGGUUCCUAAUAACUCUUUAGUCUCUCAAUUUAGCAACUUGAUGCUGCUGCGUGAGUUGCAGUAUGACACAGUUUCUUUGACUCGUGAGCAUGAUGUAAAUGUGUUAAAGUUAAAUGAAGAACAGAGGGUGGUCUACGAUAAAAUCAUUGAUUGCGUUUCGAAUAAGAGGGUUUUGUCGGCUAGAUUACGAUCUGAGAAAAGGAUUGUUAUAAACGUUGCUUCUAGUGGUAUUGCUUCUCUGUUGUUACCUGGUGGUAAGACGGCUCACUCUAUGUUCAAUAUUCCUGUUGAGCUGACUGAAGAUACUGUUUGUAAGAUUAAGAAGGAUAGUGCAAAAGCUGAGGUAAUCCGAAUGGCCGAUUUGAUUAUUUGGGAUGAGGCACCGAUGACUAACAAAUUGGCAUUUGAAGCGCUCGAUAAGACGUAA
Molecule: messenger RNA, 2214 nt
Organism: Arachis stenosperma
Lineage: Eukaryota; Viridiplantae; Streptophyta; Magnoliopsida; Fabales; Fabaceae
Exons: 5
Coding region: 1-2214 (737 amino acids)
Biological process (GO): telomere maintenance; DNA repair
Molecular function (GO): DNA helicase activity
Source: RefSeq, a predicted model, not a curated record